Molecule: messenger RNA, 687 nt
Organism: Oikopleura dioica
Lineage: Eukaryota; Metazoa; Chordata; Appendicularia; Copelata; Oikopleuridae
Source: the annotation of a GenBank genome assembly
AUGGUAGAGGAGGAAGUUAGAAAGCGGGCGACCGAAAAGGAAAAGAAGCCCGACCAGCCUGAGAAAAAGAGGCGAAAGAAGAAGAGAAAGGAGCUUGUUUAUCGAGGGCCGGAAACAUGGAAGGUUGUGCUGACAAUGGCGAUUAUUGGUGGUGCUUAUUGGUUGUGGGUUAAUGUUAUCAACAAAGAAAUAAAAACACUUGCAUCAGUGGCGAACGACGAUGUCUACGUAUACAAGGAAGUUAAAUGCUCACCAGAGCAUGCUGAAAAGCCGCAAGUGAAAAGAUGCACUCCAACAAAAUGCGGCCGUCUAGUGCUCGACGGACUUUUGGCUCCUCGUGAAAUCGAAGUGCUCAAUCGACUUGCGAUCGAAGGAACUCAAGCUCUUGGAGGUGGUGCUGGAGGAGCGUCGAUCCUCGAGCUCUCUUCUUCCACCGUCUCCUCGGGUGAAAAAUUCCAAAGCCUCUUCCAGCUGCGCGAAGCAUCCGUAAAGAGCGACAACGACAAAUUCCGAAUCAUGGUCGAGCGGCUCUACUCGCGCGACAACCUCGGUGUUUACAACUCUGCCAAAGAAAAAGUCAAGCAGGCGAUUGAAAAUGCUUUUGGCUUGGAAAGCGGCGUCCUGUCACUUGCUUCCCCUACCUUUUUCUCGCAGGAAUUUGCUCUUAACAAUAGACUGUUAAAUUGA